Molecule: messenger RNA, 2140 nt
Organism: Chaetomium fimeti
Lineage: Eukaryota; Fungi; Ascomycota; Sordariomycetes; Sordariales; Chaetomiaceae
Exons: 3
Coding region: 218-1894 (558 amino acids)
Biological process (GO): poly(A)+ mRNA export from nucleus
Molecular function (GO): RNA binding; double-stranded DNA binding
Source: RefSeq, a predicted model, not a curated record
UGCAUCUGCAUUUCUGUUAUUCCCAUUCUUUAAGUUUUCCACCUUCCAUUUACCACAAUCACAAUGCAACAAUAACCAUUCGGGUUGACUCGCGUGCCCAAGCCACGACUUUCACUCAUCCGCUCACUCAUCCGCCCCGACACGCAUCCCCAUCUUCAUCGCACUUUGGACCACACAUCAGUUAUUCCAAGCAAACCUUGGCAUCGCUGCCACCAUAAUGACACUUGUGAUCAAAUUCCUGUCUAGUAUUAGGGGGUUCGUUCUCGAGCAAAAUGGCGACGAACUUCGCAAUUGGCUCAUGGUCGAACAUGACGUCCCCAGUAUUUACUUUGAGAUGAGCAACGAGCUCAAAGGGGGCUUCCCCAUCAACUCGCCAGCUCUCGAAAACCUGAUCGAUAAAAGUCUCCCGCAAGAGGACAAUGUGCCGGAGGGGAAGGGAUCCCCAUGGCCCGGCUUCAACUCGUUCAUCAAGGAGUACCUAGAGUACUGGCGCGACGUCGACUUCGCUGAUAUUGUCCGCUUGCAUUCCCGGCUCAGCGACCUUCUCAACUCCUGCGCAAAUGCUCUUGCGAAUCCCACAUAUGGUACUAUGCUGUUGCAGACCAGCAUGUCGCUUUCUGAAUCGCUGUCCAAGUUGGUUAUGAACCUCACUCGGCAGACAGAUCUGCUUGCGCAGAUCCAGGGUGACAUGACGGGGGAAGAGUCGGGCGAGAGGAAGUCUAUUGUCGAGCUAGCGGCCGACAUCAUCCAAAAGAUCUUCACUUCUUGUCUAACAGACCGCUCCAGCACGAGAUGGUCGGAGCCGAAAGGGAAGAAGGUGGCUGUCUAUCUGUUUGCCAACCUCACCUUGAAAUUACUUUUCGCCUGCGACAAGAGUCGGCUCGCUGUACAAAUGUUCACCAAUCUCUCGACGAGCGGACCAGCCCUUUCGCUCUUCCCAGCAUCCCAACGAGUCACCUUCCUCUACUACCUCGGGAGGUUUCAUUUCGACCACGACCACUACCUACGAGCCGAAAUGUGCCUCGCCGAAGCCUACCGCGAAUGCCUACCGCAAUUCCAAAAACAUCGCCGACAGAUACUCACCUACUGGAUCCCCGCCAACCUCCUGCUCGGCCGCUUCCCCUCCUGGGCCCUUCUCCAACGGCCCGAAGCGGUAGGGUUCGCCGAUAUCUUCUUCCCCAUCUGCGCCGCCAUCCGCUCAGGGAACUUCGUCGCCUUCCACCAAGCUCUAAACCUGAACCGAGACUGGCUCUGGGGCAAGGGUUUCUACAUCACAUUUCUCUACCGCCUGAAACCCCUCGUCUGGCGGUCCUUUACCCGGAGGAUAUUCCUAAUCACCUGGCAAGGCACCGCAGGCGAGGGGGGCAACCGCGCAGCCUCCCUGUCCUUCGAAGACCUAGUUACCGCCGCAGGAUACGUCCAAAAGCUUUUAGAAGGAUACGUGCCCGCAAAACCGGCGGCACGGCCGCGCCCGCAUAGCGUAAGCAAGCUUCUCGUCAAGGCUGUCACCAACAGUGCCGCGGGCGAGGCGGACGCGGACUCGCUGCUCAUGCCGCCGCCCGGCGGCCCCCGCCGUCUGAUGCCGUCCGAGGGGCUGAUCUUUGGCAACAAGCGACCGGACCUCGAGAACAUGGAGUCGGUCGUCGCGGGGCUUGUGUAUUCGGGUUUGCUCAACGGGUUCAUCGCCCGCCAGCAGAAGCGCUUUGCCGUCGAGGGCGCUAAGAAAAAGGGCGGCAACGCUGUCGCGGCGGGGUGGCCCAAUCCCUACGAGAGCAUAUUAGAAAGGUUCCAGGAGGCUCACCAAGACGCGCUGGAUGCGUGCGAUGCUGGGGAAGGCGUAGACCCGCCUGGUGAAAUGGACGAUGUCCCCGGCUGGGUGCGCACUCCGCCCUGAGUUUGACGGAGUAAGAUAGAUAGGAUGUGUGCGGCAUUAGCCGGUCUGUACCACCGAUGUCUUGCUCUCUGGCAAAGGAGGAAUUUGGAUAUUUAAUCUGCCGACGUUGUCUCACUGCGACCCUCCCUUGAAUGACAUUUUAGAACCAGGUUAUCUAGGUCUUGCAUCUGUUUGCGCGUCUAAAUCUCCUUUCCUCACAAAACAACGCGAGCAGGCGGCUUACAAUCGUCAAUCGUUUUACUUUCA